ACUAGACAAGACAAGACAAGACAGACAUGGCAGCAGGAACAACAACCACCAGACAUCAACACCUUGUUAUUUCAUCUUCAUUCUACUGCACGUUUCUCCUCCUCCUUAUCACCCAAGGCUCCACGGUUGAGGGGUUUGGCUGUAACUGGGGGACGCGCGCAACACAUCCACUGCCAGCUGACAUUGUCGUUAAGCUAUUGCAAGACAAUGGAUUCGACAAGGUGAAGCUCUUCGAACCCGAUCCUCACGCUUUAACAGCUCUUGCAACUUCUGGGAUUCAAGUUAUGUUGGGGAUACCUAAUGAAUUCCUAGCAGCGCUUGCUUCUAGUGUUCGAGUCGCCGAAAACUGGGUGCAGCAGAAUGUGUCCGUUUACAUCAGAGACGGUGUCGAUAUACGGUAUGUAGCUGUGGGGAAUGAACCAUUUUUGAAGACAUAUGGACAAGCUUACCUACAGACGACAUUCCCAGCUCUAAAGAACAUUCAAGCUGCACUCAUCAAAGCCGGGUUAGGCAAGCAAAUCAAAGUCACCGUCCCGCUCAACGCCGACGUCUACCAAACGGAUACCGAUUUGCCUUCCGGUGGUGAUUUUCGGCCAGAUAUACAUUCCCUCAUGAUCUCCAUCGUCAAAUUCUUAAGCGAGAGCAGUUACCCUCUUACCAUUAACAUCUAUCCUUUCCUUAGUCUAUACGCCGAUUCGCACUUCCCGGUUGAUUACGCUUUCUUCUCUGGGACUGCUACACCUGUUGUGGACGGACCUAUUUCUUACUCAAAUGUCUUUGAAGCGAAUUACGAUACUCUCAUUUGGGCUCUCGAGAAGAAUGGAUUCCCGUCGGUUCCGGUGAUUAUCGGGGAAGUUGGUUGGCCGACCGAUGGUGAUCCCAAUGCAAAUGUCGAGUACGCUCGCCGGUUUAACCAAGGCCUUUUCAACCGCAUUUUUCAAGGCCAAGGUACGCCGAAAAGGAAGAGCGCGCCGGAGACAUACGUAUUCGGACUGAUUGACGAAGAUGCAAAGAGCAUAGACCCAGGGAAUUUUGAGAGACACUGGGGGAUGUUCAACUAUGACGGGACUUUGAAAUACUCGUUACAGUUGGGUAAUAAUAGAAAGCUAGUCCCGGCAAAGAGGGUCAAGUAUUUGGAAAAACAAUGGUGUGUAAUGUCGCCACAAGCAAGCACUUCCGAUCCCAUCUUCGUAGAGAGCGUGACAUACGCCUGCACUCACGCUGAUUGUACCAGCCUUAGUUACGGGUCGUCUUGUGGUGAUUUGGACGCAGCCAGCAAUGCUUCGUAUGCAUUUAACAGGUUUUACCAGACUGCAAAUCAACAGAGAGGGAGUUGUAAUUUCAACAACUUAGCUGUUGUCACCACCACAAAUCCUAAUACUCAAGAUCCUAAAUGCAAGUUUGAUAUAAUGAUCGAUGUGAGCAAGCAAGCUAAAUUGUCUCCUCCAAAGAGCCGUUCACGGUCUGCAUCUUCACCUGGUCUUGUGCAACAAAGCUCCUUGUCGUCUUGGAUGAUUAGUACCGUGUUUGUAACCCUAGUUUUGAUUGUUAGUAGUAGUUUGGUGUAAAUUCAAAUGCACUAUUAUUAGUAGGUCGAAAUGAUUGAUUAAUUGUAAAUAGAAAGAUUUUAUUUUAUUACUGGAGGUAGUUUCUGCAAA
Molecule: messenger RNA, 1658 nt
Organism: Papaver somniferum (opium poppy)
Lineage: Eukaryota; Viridiplantae; Streptophyta; Magnoliopsida; Ranunculales; Papaveraceae
Product: glucan endo-1,3-beta-glucosidase 5-like
Exons: 2
Coding region: 27-1568 (513 amino acids)
Biological process (GO): carbohydrate metabolic process
Cellular component (GO): plasma membrane
Molecular function (GO): hydrolase activity, hydrolyzing O-glycosyl compounds
Source: RefSeq, a predicted model, not a curated record